This is a messenger RNA of Mirounga angustirostris (Northern elephant seal), 5703 nucleotides long. It is a transcript of the gene CEP131, whose product is annotated as centrosomal protein 131. The transcript has 25 exons. The record is from RefSeq and is a predicted model, not a curated record. Gene Ontology annotation, biological process: cilium assembly; intraciliary transport involved in cilium assembly; regulation of centrosome duplication. Gene Ontology annotation, cellular component: centriolar satellite. Lineage: Eukaryota; Metazoa; Chordata; Mammalia; Carnivora; Phocidae. The coding region runs from base 342 to 3827 and encodes 1161 amino acids.
GAAGGACAGCCAGGCGCCCAAUGAGCUCUCCGGGCGGCCGGAGCGGGCAAGCGGACGGCCGAUCCGGGGGCGGCGCGGCAGGAAAGGCGGGCCCCGUGACGGGCGGGGGAGGAGGUGCCCGGCUGGCUGCUGGUUGCUAGCUGCCGCCGCUCGCCCCGCGGCCCGGCCGCUUCAUUGUCACCUGGGCCUCGGAGCCGGCGCCGGGGCCGCGGCGCGAGGCUGCCCGCCCAAAGCCUGAGCCCCGGGCGUCCCACCUGGGAGGGCCUCGCACAUCCCCCCGCCGGCCGGCCCCGCAGGCUCCGCGCCCCAGGCCCGGCUCGCGCAGGGCCUGCUCAGCCUCCAUGAAGGGCUCCCGGGCCACCAGCGGUCCCUCCGGCGCCCCCGAGGGCAGCUCAGAAGGGGUGGACCUGAGCCUGACCGGCCUUCCUCCACCUGUGACCUGGCGCCCCAACAGUGCCUCCGCUGCCAAGCCCAUCGCCCGCUCCUUCUCCGUGGUCACGGGCAGUGAGCCGAGAAGGAAGGCGCUGGAGGGGCCCGGAGGUUCCCGAACCAUCAACAACCUUCGCAGAUCUAACAGCACCACGCAGGUCCACCAGCCGCCAGCCAGCCAGGCCUGGACCGGCCCCCUCAGGCCGGCCGGGCGCCCCCACUUCCUGACCCUCUUCGAGGGCAGCUCCGCUGGGAGAAAGAGGCUGGCUGGUCUGAGCAAGGCUCCCAGCGAGAAGGGAGCCACGUGGAACGUCCUGGACGACCAGCCCAGGGCCUUCACCUUGCCACCCGACUCCCGGAGUCCUAGCACCGUCGACGCGCCGGUGGGCCCACGGAAGAGAGAGUGCACCGUUCCCCUGGCCCCCAACUUCACUGCCAACAACAGGAGCAACAAGGGCACGGUGGGCAACUGCGUAACUAGCAUGCUGCACAACUACUAUACCCCCCCGGACAAGGCACCGCCCCCCAAGAGCUCCAACCACACGGCUCCCUCUCUCAACAACAUCCUCAAGGCGGCCGCCGGUGGGGGGGAGAGCAGCUCCGCGAAGCCGCACAAGAACUUGGCCGGCAGCAGCCACGCAGCCCAGAACAGCGCUGGGGGCGCCCCGGGUCCACUCAGACGGAAGGAGGUGACAGAGGAGGAGGCUGAGAGGUUUAUCCACCAGGUGAACCAGGCCGCUGUCGCCAUCCAGCGAUGGUACCGCCAGCAGGUGCGGCGGCGCCGAGCCCGAGCUGCCUGCCGAGAGCACCUGCUAGCAUCCAAGCAAGAGUCAGACCAGCCGUGGCUUCAGCUUCCACAGGAGCAGCGGCAGCAGCUGGGAGAGGGGCUCCUGGACCUGCACCAGCAGAAGGAGGCGGCCAGGAGGAAGGUCCGGGAGGAGAAGGCGCGCCAGGCCAGGCGAGCGGCCAUUCAGGAGCUGCAGCAGAAGCGAGCCCAGAAGUCAGGUGACCGUGAGCCUGGGCUGCUGAAGGAGGCCCGGGAGCCGGAGAAGCCCCGGCCUGCCCGGGAGCCGGCCCCCAGACCGGGGGGCACCACUCACACCCCGCAGACCCACAAGGCCAACAACGCCGGGGCCGGCUUCCGAACCGCGGGCCCAGAGGACCCCUGCCAGUCUGCCUCCAACUCAUCCCCAGAGCCCCGGAAGUUUCCAGACGACAAGCCUCAGGAUGCCAGCUCCCGGGAUGUGGCCAGUGAGGAUCUGGAGGUGGUGGGCCCCGCAAGGGGCAGGGCCGAGUCCAGGGCAACCCUGGAUGAGCUGCUGGACACACUCAAGCUGCUGGAAGAGGAACCCGAGCCGCUGCCCUGCCCCAGGGCCUACCACAAGGACAAAUACUCCUGGAGCGACGAGGAGGACGAUGCCAGCUCGCUGACCGCUGACAACCUGGAGAAAUUUGGGAAGCUCAGCACGUGCACCGGUCUCCCCGAAGACGGGACUCUGCUGUCCGAGGCCAAGCUGCAGAGUAUCAUGAGCUUUCUGCACGAGAUGGAGGUGGAGAAGUCGGGGCAGGACCGGCCGGCCUCAGCGCCCCAGGGGCUGGUGCCUCAGGAGGGGCGCCUGGAGCCCGCGUCCAUGGGGAGCGCAUCUGUGAUGCGGCUGAAGCUGGAGGUGGAGGAGAAGAAGCAGGCCGUGGGGCUGCUGCAGAGAGCUCUGGUAACGUCCCCGCCGACCCAGCCCGGCAGAUCCUCAGCGCAGGCGGGGGGCCGUGACCACGCCGGCCCUGCUCACCAGCCUGGGUGUGUCCGGCCGGCGCUGCUCCCUGGGAGGGCCUCCGCCUGCCCCGUCUCCUCCUCCCGGCACCCCCUGCCCAGCUGCUCCUCCCGGCGCCCCUUACAGGUGCAGCAGCGGGACCUGACCGUGCGGCGGGUCAAGGAGACUGAGAAGGAGCUGGGCCGGCAGCUGCACCAGCAGAGGGACCACUACGAGGCCACCAUCCAGCGGCACCUGUCCUUCAUCGACCAGCUGAUUGAGGACAAGAAGGCCCUGGCCGACAGGUGUGAGGCUGCCCUGGCAGAGCUGAAGCUGGGGAACGAGAGGUGCAAGCAUAGGGAGGCCCAGGUGCAGGAGCAGCACGAGCUGGAGAUUAAAAAACUCAAAGAACUAAUGAGCGCCACCGAGAAAGUCCGCAGGGAGAAGUGGAUCAAUGAGAAAACCCGAAAAAUCAAGGAGAUUACAGUUCGAGGCCUGGAGCCUGAGAUCCAGAAGCUGAUCGCCAAGCACAAGCAGGAGGUGAAGAAGCUCAAGAGCUUGCAUGAGGCAGAGCUGCUGCAGGCGGACUCACGGGCGGCCCAGCGAUUCGGGCGCCAGGUGGAGGAGCUUCGGGAGCACCUGCAGCGGGAGAAGGAGGCGCUGGGCCAGCAGGAGCGGGAGCGUGCCCAGCAGCGCUUUGAGCAGCACGUGGAGCAGGAGCAGCGGGCCCUUCAGCAGCAGCGGCGGCGGCUCUACGGCGAGGUGGCUGAGGAGAAGGAGCGGCUGGGCCAGCAGGCGGCCAGGCAGCGGGCGGAGCUGGAGGAACUGCGGCAGCAGCUGGAGGAGAGCCGCGCGGCCGAGGGCCGGGCUCUCAGGGCCGAGUUCGAGAAGGGGAGAGAGGAGCAGGAGUGCCGGCACCAGAUGGAGAUGAAGACCCUGAAGGACCAGCUGGAGGCCGAACGACAGAUGUGGGAGGCCAGCUGCACCAAGAAGGAGGAAGCAUGGCUACUGAACCGGGAACGGGAGCUGAGGGAGGAGAUCCGGAGAGACCGGGAUAAGGAGAUCGAGCUGGUUAUCCACCGGCUGGAGGCCGACAUGACGCGCGCCAGGGAGGAGAGCGAGAGGGCCGCGGAGAGCCGCAUCCAGCGCAUCCGGGACAAGUACGACACGGAGCUCUCGGAGCUGGAGCAGUCUGAGCGGAAGCUGCAGGAGCGGUGCACCGAACUGAAGGGGCGCCUUGGGGAGGCGGAGGGGGAGAGCGAGCGUCUGCAGGGCCUGGUGCGGCAGAAGGAAAAGGAGCUGGCCCACUUGACGGCGGUGAACGAGCAGCUGGUCAGCGAGAGGGGCAGCCUGGCGGAGGUGCUCCGCCGGGAGUUUGCAGACCGGCUGGCAGCCUCCGAGGAGGAGACCCGGCAGCUCAGGGCCGAGCUGGCCGAGCUGCGGGCCCGCCAGCGGCUGGAGCUGGAGCAGCUCACGCGGGAGAAGCAGGCCGAGCUGCAGGAGGUGCACGGGAGGGUGAAGUUGGCCCUGGCGAAGAAGGAGGAGGCCGUGCGCAGCCUCCGGAAACAGCAUGAGGCCGCGGUGAAGCGGGCCGAGCACCUGGAAGGGCUGCUGGAGCAGUGCGGGUGGCCGCGCCCGAGCGCCAAGUGACCGCCCACCGCCCAGACGGGCCCACAACAGCCAGGCCGGGGUCCCUGGUGCGAGGGGGACCCAGCCUGGCCCCGGCCCCACCGCCCCCUUCCGGCCCUGUGCCCUGGGCUCGGUCAUCCUGACGCUAGAGCGCCAUGGCCGCAUUUGAACAGUAAAGAGGUGUUUUUAGUACUUUGUGUGCCACUGCCUUGUCUCUUUCUCCUGGGCCAGGGGCCAGGGGCCAGGGUGGUGGGGGCUGGAGGCCGGGGGCGGGGUGUCCCCAGCCCAGCUCUGCUCUCAUCCUGACCCCCUGUGCCCCCUGCCUGCUGUGGGCCCUGGGUUGGUCCCAGUCCCCAGCAGAGAGAAUGCUCCCUGCCUGGCUGGCCGCACCCCCAGAAGGAGCUUAGGGGCUCUUCCCCUGUGCUCUCCAGCUGCCCUGGCCCCCACAAUGGCCAGGGACAACGUAGCCCUUCCCCCACUUGAGGACCCGCCCCCCCCGGACGUGCGACAGGCAGGAGCCCCCAAGGAGUGGGCACUGGACAGGCCCUGCCCAUGAGGAGGGGGGAGGCCCACCCGAGAGUCAGGAGGGGGAGUGCGAGGGGAGGGCUGCCGGGGCUCCUUCUCGGGGACGCAUUUCCCUUCCCUCUGUUGUGGCUGCUGGGGGAGCCCGAGCUGGUUAGGAAGGCCCUCCAGCCCGCGCAGGGCAUCUCCCUGCGUCUCCCUGGGGGGAGGCCGUGCCCCACGGCCCCAGAGGGCUGAGGCAGCUUGCCGGGCGCUCACCUGUGGGGCCCGCCUUCCCCUGUCACUGCCGUCCUCUGCCCUGGGGUGUGUCCAGCUUCGUUUUCCUUACCUGCACGAGAGCGUCUUUUCCCUCUUUGGUGCCCGAGCUGGCCGUGGCAGGGAGACACACCGGGUCCCUCUGGCCUGACCCAUCCCCGGGUGCAUGGGCCCCAGUCUGGCCCCCGGGCAGCAUGCACGAGCCCCAUCCGUGUCCCCUCCUCACGGGGCUGUCUCGUCCUGUGACAUGACCAGGUGGGGAGAAGGUCUCACGGCCGUCCAGUGGCCGUCCAGCGGUGUGUGCCUGGGGUGCCCAGUUCUGGGGCUUGAGGUGAGGAGGGGCGGCCCUGGUCUCCCCAGAGGUCCUGGGCCCGCUUUCUCCCCUGAGCCACUGCUGUCCUGCAGCUCACCCUCUCUGCCAGCUAUUCGAAGAUCCAGGCUGGCCUUUGGAUGCUUUCUUGUCGAGUCCAGAGAAGGGCGAGUGGCUGGCCCCCGGUGGGGGGCGCUCCUUCAGGGGCGGUGGGCACCAGCUCAGACCCCUCCCUGGGCCGCAGCUACAGCCGGCAGGAGCUGGUGGCUCACAGCCCUCAGCCGGGCUCCCAGGGGCGUGGCCGGGACCACAGGAGUAGACGGGUCUUUCUGUCGAGGCUCUGACCUCCCUCCGCCCACCAGAAAAGGUAUUUUGUCUAAAGCUGUUAUUAGGAGUUGCCAGGGGGAAGCGGCUGUAAAUUACUAAACUAUGUAUUUUUGCAAGUAAGGUAUUCAGCAGAUGGGAAGACAGGGUGGUGUCCAGAGAGCGGGGCAGGCAGGGAAGCCAGGAAACCUGUGGAGAUGGGCAGAGGUGAUGCUCCCACCAGAGGCGGGCCUGACUUCCCAGCCCAGGCAGGACUGGCCACCACCCAGCAGGAGCACCCCAAAGCCCCCUGUGGACAGGAUGGGGGGACACCCUUAGUUUCUGGCACGGUCCCUUCCCUGGAUGGCUGUGGGUUAUAGGGGCAUCUGCGGGGGGAGCUCUGGGACCACCCCACCUGGACCCCCUCCCCAAGGCCCACGGCACUCUUGGCCUCUAACAACCUGCUUCUGACCCACCACCCUUUUGGGAGAUAAGCCCAAACAAAUC